AGAAACUUGCUUUCUCCCUCCAGUUAACACACAUAUAUAAAAACAAUACUCACUAGUCUUUUUCUUCUUCUUAUCUUUUUUUGGAUAAAAAAUAUUUAGUUAAGAUUGAACAUCUUGAGAAUGGGAAAGAAAGAGCAGAAUGUUUCAAAAGAGAAACAAAGAGUUGAAGAUGUCCUUAACCUUCUCAGAAAGCAACAACCUCUCACUGUUAAACAGGAAAAGUUUAGCGACAAUGCUUGUAUAGAGAGGUUUUUGAAAGCGAAAGGCGACAAUGUGAAGAAAGCUGCUAAGCAGUUACGAAAUUGUCUUGCCUGGAGAGAUUCUUUAGCCAUUGAUCAUCUAAUUGCUGAUGAAUUCUCGGUUGAGCUAGCUGAAGGGUCAGCUUAUGUUUCUGGUCAUGAUGAUGAAUCAAGGCCUGUCGUGAUUUUCCGGAUCAAGCAAGAUUACCAGAAGUUCCACUCACAGAAACUGUUUACUCGGUUGUUGGUGUUUACACUGGAGGUGGCAAUUCAAACCAUGGUAAAAGGGGUUGAACAAUUUGUUAUUCUCUUUGAUGCAAGCUUUUUCAGGUCAGCAUCAGCUUUUAUGAACAUGCUGCUGCCUACAUUGAAAAUUAUCACAGAUUAUUAUCCAGGCCGCCUUCAUAAAGCUUUUGUCAUUGAUCCACCUUCUCUUUUCACUUAUCUUUGGAAGGGAGUGAAGGCAUUUGUUGAUCUAGCACCACUUACCAUGACAGUAUCAUCACUUGAUUUUGAUGAAUCUUUGGAGUUCAAUGACUUCACUUCAUAUCCAAGAACACCAUCCCUCAGAUUCGACCCUUCUUCAACUCCUACCAAGAUUAGCUCAUGCUCCUCAUCAAGAUUUGCCUUCACAGUCUCCCAUACCUUUGACUCCAUCAAACCAUGGUCACUCACUUUAACUGACACGUCAUCCACAAAAGUAGGCCCCACUAGCCUACUGGGUCCAGCCAUCUCACCACUCAAUGCUCGAUCCUACUCGUUUGCAUCACCUAUAGCCAGGACUCCACGUGGCAGCAUCGGAGCCGUUAAAAAAGGGUUCUUCCCUUCCACACCAUUGCCACAAAAAACACAAGAGUUAACAGAUCCUACCAUCAAGAACCAUCCCAGGGCUAUGAAGCCAUCAUUUUUUCAAUCACCAGCUAUGUUCUUCAAGAAGGAUUGCCACGUCAGCAAGAGUGAAAAGUCUCGAGAGUCAUUUGUACCGUUGUUGAAGUUUUAUCGUCGACCGUACGAUGAGAUGACUUACAGGUCAAAGAUGAGACCUCCACUAGGUGGCCUAAUCUCCAUUGUCUCGCCACACAUCAAACGCCAUCAUAUUUCACUCUCUCAACGGUUCUGAUAACAACUUACACAGGACAUAAUUAUAUUAUUACUGACUGUAAACCUUCCUCACCAACUAAUAAUUGAUCAAUUAUUUCUCAAAUUUUUCAAAGUUCUGAUUUUUCUUUUGUUUGUUUUGUUAUGUUGCUCAAAUUCCAAUAGUGGUCAUAUAUAGCAGAUUGAAUUUGUUUGGCACAGCACAUGAUUAAUUAUUGUUGUUAAAAAACGAGAAAAAGUAGACUACGUACUAGGGGGGUUGUGAAAUAUGUACCACCUCCAUCCCAGAAUAUGUCACUUUACUUUUACGAGAGGUAAUUUAAUUCAUUUUUUAAGUUAAAUUGUAUUAGAUUAGUUUAAUAUUUUUAAAAUUAAAAUUUACUCCCUCUAUCCCAAAAUAGGGGUAGCAUUAGCCAAAAAGACAAUUGUUUAAAAAUAAUAUUCGCUUAAGGAAUCCAAGAAAAAUUUAUGCACUUACAUGAUGCAGCACAACAUAAUGCAAGGCUGAAAUUUGAUGAUAUGGCUAGUCAUCUCAUGUGAUGAAGAUCAAGUGAAGCUGCUAAGUGAACGUGAUAAGUAGAAGAUAGGAAGAUAUAGUACAAAGUUUUACAGUUUGAUUAAGUCUAGUAUCGAUAUAGAUUUAUCUUUUGUAUGCAUAUACCCAAUAUAAUUCCACUAUUGGGGUCUAGGAAGGGGAGGGGCGGAUUCAAGAGGAGCUCAGGGUGUUCACCCGAACACCCUCGGCAAAAAAUUAUAGUGUAUAUAUAGGGUAAAUUUUCUGUGUUUAUGUACAUAUAUUAACUUUCGAACACCCUAAACAAAUGUAAAAGGUUAGCUCAA
This is a messenger RNA of Lycium barbarum (goji berry), 2177 nucleotides long. RefSeq lists its product as uncharacterized. The coding region runs from base 121 to 1359 and encodes 412 amino acids. The transcript has 7 exons. NCBI's taxonomy places the organism in Eukaryota, Viridiplantae, Streptophyta, Magnoliopsida, Solanales, Solanaceae. The record is from RefSeq and is a predicted model, not a curated record.